Molecule: messenger RNA, 3469 nt
Organism: Siniperca chuatsi (mandarin fish)
Lineage: Eukaryota; Metazoa; Chordata; Actinopteri; Centrarchiformes; Sinipercidae
Gene: ntng1a
Product: netrin g1a
Exons: 16
Coding region: 1416-3152 (578 amino acids)
Molecular function (GO): cell-cell adhesion mediator activity
Source: RefSeq, a predicted model, not a curated record
ACUUAUGAAAAAAAUUGUAAAGAGCACAAACAUAUUCCGUCUGUAGAAGUGUCGUUACUUACACUACAGUAAGCGGGACUUACUGUUACAGCUACAUUAACCAACCUUUAGCCACUAGGGCGCAGAAAAACAUAAAAACAAGCUGACAUGAACAGCCACCACAUACCAGUGGCUUGUUAAGUUUUUAUGGCUGAUGGGAUAGCAAACAGUUGCCUACUUACACAUCGAGCAGACACGUCAACAUUUCAUUUGGAGUCAUUUCUGGCCACCAGACAAAUGGAUAGACUGGCAAUUUGUCCAGGAUGUUUACCCACCUUCCACCAAGUGCAUCUUGACAGGCUCCUGUGCCCCUACGACCCAGAGUGGAUAUAGAUGGAAUAUUAUGCAGUAAACAAACAAUGUGGAACAAGGGAAGGAGACUUGGAAAGAAGUGAACAUUGAACUACUCAAGGAAACAAACAUAUCGUGCAGGGAAGGAUCUUCCAUCAGCUUCCAUCUCUAAUAAGAUUUACAGAGAGCAUAGCAGAGAGAGCGGGGUCAUAUGUCUUGGGAGCUCUACCCUCAAUAUUGGCAAGGAAAUCAAUGUGUCAAAAUGUCCGCUGCUGCCAAGCUCCCCUUCCACAAGUGAUGAUGUCAUCAUAGUCGGAUUUGCCUGCCAACCAAGUGACUGAGCUGAGGAGAAACUGUUUUCCAUCUGCACCUUUCUGUCCCUCAAAACAUGAAUAAACAUGAUGUUGUUCUCAGUCUCCUCUGAAGAAAGGUGUCAGAGGGAGCAUAGGAAUCAGCUGAGGGAGGAAGAAGGAGGGAAGAACUUUAAAGCUGGUUUCUAAACACCAGCUGGCUACCAGUCUUGCCAAGGAAGACACCCUUCUUUUCACUGAUAACAGAAAGAGGAUAUUUUCGUGGAAGCAGCUGAGAAGGGCUACACAAGUCUGGAGGUUUCUACCUUGACACGGUGUUCUGACUGGCUGGAGGGGGAUGCAAACUGUGCCAGAUCACUUCGCAGGACGAGGACCAUGAUUGACAGCCAGGCGAGCUGAGGAGACCUGUCAGUCAUCUUCCUAUCAGCGUGUCAGAGGGCUAUCUCCUUCUCGCCUCCCCCCUCUUCCUCCUCCUUCUCCUCCGCCAUCCUCCUCCCUCCCUCGAUCCUCUCCUCUUAUCUUCUCAAUGGGCUGGUAAUCUCACCAUCCCUCGUAGUUAUCCACCCCUCCUGAAGCCUGAAAGAGACAGAAAUAGUAUUGAAAAACAACAAGACACUUCUAAACUGACCCUCGCUCCACCUGAGGGGAGUUUGGCAUGCCUCCUCACUCCAGCUGAGUGAGUUGUAGUAAGUGGAAGAAGAAGAGGGAUCCUUGUUUGCACACCUUCAGAAGGAGAUACAGCUCUUUUAAGAAGGAGCUGAGAGAGGACGAGCCAUGCGUUUCCAUUUUGCGUUGACGCUGCAGGCGCUGUGGACCGGUCUUUGCCAGGCGGCCAUGCAGCACUACCCUGCAGCAUGGGGCCACUACGAUGUGUGCAAGUCCCAAAUUUACUCAGACGAAGGCUUAACCUGGGACUACAUGGCCUGCCAGCCAGAGGCAGCAGACAUGACCCAGUACCUGAAGGUUACUCUGGAUCCCCCCAACAUCACCUGUGGAGACCCUCCAGAGACAUACUGUGCCCUGGAGAACCCCUACAUGUGUAAUAAUGAAUGUGACGCCAACACAGAGGAACUCGCCCACCCUCCAGAGCUCAUGUUCGACAACGAGGGCCGUAACCCCACAACCUUCUGGCAGUCCACAUCUUGGAAGAAGUAUCCAAAGGCCCUCCUGGUCAACAUCACGCUAUCUUGGAACAAGACCAUCGAGCUGACCGACGACAUCGUCCUCACCUUUGAGUCAGGCCGGCCCGAACAGAUGGUGCUAGAAAAGUCGCUGGAUUAUGGACGAACCUGGCAGCCCUACCAGUUCUAUGCCACUGACUGCCUGGAUGCCUUCACCAUGGAGCCCAAGACGGUGCAGGACCUGACUCAGCAUACCCUGCUGGACAUCAUCUGCACUGAGGACUACUCGCGAGGUUAUGUGUGGAAGUAUGAUAAAACCGUGCGCUUUGAGAUCAAAGACCGCUUUGCGCUGUUUGCUGGGCCCCGGCUCCACAACAUGGCUUCACUUUAUGGCCAACUAGACACUACCAAGAACCUGAGGGACUUCUUUACCAUCACAGACCUGAGAAUCCGCCUACUUCGACCGGCUACAGGAGCUACAAUGGUGGACGAGAACAACUUGUCCAGAUACUUCUAUGCCAUCUCUGACAUCAAAGUCCAUGGCAGGUGCAAGUGCAACCUUCACGCCAACAGCUGUGUGUAUGACAAAGAGAAGUUGAGCUGCGAGUGUGAACACAACACCACUGGGCCUGACUGUGGCCGCUGUAAGAAGAACUACCAGGGGCGAGCGUGGAGUGCUGGCUCCUACCUGCCCAUCCCCAAGGGCACGGCUAAUAUCUGGCUGAGGACACUUAGAGAGAUAGAAGUCGGCAGUGUCGCUAACCGAAAAGAAGUAGCUCCUCAAGUUGCAUUGUCCACUGCCCCUUCUGUCCACGUUGCAAACAGCAAGCGAGACUGCGAAUGCUUCGGCCACUCCAACCGAUGCAGCUACAUCGAGCUGCUAAACACCGUCAUUUGCGUGCGCUGUAAGCACAACACUAGGGGCCAGCACUGCCAGCUAUGCAAGCUGGGCUACUACCGCAAUGCCUCAGCAGAACUGGACGAUGAAAAUGUGUGCAUAGAGUGUAAUUGUAAUCCCUUUGGCUCAGUCAGUGAUCGCUGUAAUGGCACAGGAUUUUGUAUAUGUAAGGAGGGCACUACAGGGCCUAAGUGUCAGGAGUGUCUACCCGGCUAUUUAUGGGACGAUGGCUGCAAAUCCCGGGUGUGUGACAACGAGCUCCUGCGCUGCCAAAAUGGCGGGGUGUGUGUCAACAACGUCCGCUGCAGCUGUCCCUCAGCCUACACGGGCCUACAGUGUGAGAAGCCCCGCUGCGAGACGGAGCUGGGGGGCUGCGGGGGCCCCGAUUCGGGCCAGGCCCCCCUGAUGGCUCCAUCCUCCCCCAGGCUGCUGCUGCUGCUGCUGGGCUCGGCACUGCUGAGAGAGGCCUCCUGCUGGCCCGCCGUGCUCUAAAGAGACCCAUGACCUGGUGGGAGUGAUAAAUUCCCCACCGCCUCCACCUUAACCUUCCCAUCCCCCCUUUCAAAUAAUCAACAACCAUUAAACAAGAACAAUCAUGAGCUUUCUGGAUUGUACUGUACUGAGCUUCUCCGCCGCCAGAUUCAAUGGACACUCGCGCUGACGAUAAAGGGAAUGUGCCAGACAAAUGAGUGCAAAAACUCUUCAUUUAAUUUCAAAGAAUAUAUAGAAAUGAAAAAACAUAUACUUCUAUGCCAGAUAUUAUUAAAAAAAAAAAAGAGUACCUGAGCGUUUGCCUAAUAAAAGUAAAA